This is a messenger RNA of Pelobates cultripes (western spadefoot toad), 1044 nucleotides long. NCBI's taxonomy places the organism in Eukaryota, Metazoa, Chordata, Amphibia, Anura, Pelobatidae. The record is from the annotation of a GenBank genome assembly.
AUGGGGCGCAAAAGCAAAAAAUACCGGAUGGGAAAACACCCAAACACCGCCGAUAUCGGCAAAUUUCUGUGGAGGCCGCAAGCUUCCCUGAGACCUGUCAUGGCGCCGCUCUCGGACGCACCGUCCAGAUCAUCCAGUGAAGACUCACUCUCCAACCUGGAAAUGAUGGCGGAGACGCAGAGAGCAGGCAAGACUAAGGCACAAAGCAACCCUCCAGUCACUGAAGACCGACUGAACGCCCUCUUGGAUGAUCUCCGCCGACAUAUUGCGGCAGACAUCAAUUCUUUUAAAGAGGAAAUUCAUGGGGUGUCGGUGAGACUAAUUGACACAGAAAUCAGCACAGCAGCACACGAGGCCCGCAUUAAUAGCCUUGAGAGCGAGCUGACUAAGACCAAGAACGAUCUGAUCCAAACCCAGCACCAAGUUGCAGCAAUGGAAGAUCAUAGGCGAUGGAACAAUGUUAAAAUAAGGGGCCUGGCUGAGAGCGUUACAACCGCAGAAAUCCCCCACCUCAUCCGAAGACUGCUAUCCAGCUUAUUCGUGCCAAAACAAGCCAAAGCCAUGUUGCUGGAGGGAUGCUACAGGCUACCACAACCGCAGGUGAACUCCCAGCAAACCAGCAGGGAUGUAAUAGUGUGUUUUCAGCACGGACCGGACAGGCAGGCCUUUCUGUCAGCUGUCCGCAACACCACUCCUUACCAAUUUGAGGGACAUUCCUUAUUAUUCUACCCGGACAUCUCCAGGGCCACAAUGACAUGGCGGAGAUCCAUGAGACCACUUACCACAGUGCUGAUGCAACAUAGAAGACCCUACAGAUGGGGAGCACCACGAAGCCUUUUGAUACCUAACGAGACUGGGACUCUUAGAGUUGCUGACAUAUCCGAAAUGGGCUCCAUUCUUCAACAACUUGGUCUCCCCCCCGCAGAGACGGGGACGCAACCACCAGUGCCUAAGCCAAAGUCGCAGACAUGGGACCUGGCCACUAUCUGCCCUUUUGUCCUGGCUACCCAACGGAACAACAACGCUACCACCGAGACAACUUGA